AUGAAAGAAGAAAAAUCUACAAAAAAUCGAGAAAAAUCAGGACAAUCAACACAAAAAGGUGGUAAUAAUUCAAGUCGAUAUUUUAAUUUUUUGGAUAGAAGCCAUUCAGUUUUUCAAAAACCAACUUAUUAUAAUGAUUUGAUUGGUAUUCAUCCCUGGUUACGUCGUCCAUUAUCACGUCAUUCUGGUAUUCCAUUUCCAGCAAUAAGUGGAACACCUGUUUCACCACGUUUCGAUGAAUUAGCACAACCAAAACUUAGACAUCAAAACCAUAUUCGACAAGAAUUUUUUGAUAAUGAAAAGAAUUAUUCAUAUAGUGGUGUUAGUUCUGGAGCGUUAACAGCUGAUUGUUCGCCAACUAUAUCUGAACUUGCAAGACCAAAAGGAACAGGAUCUCGUAAGAGAAGUGCUUCCCAACCUCCACCACAUUCGUCAGGAAAUGAUGGUCGUGCUCAACCUGCCAAUACGAAUGGAUCGGCUAAACAAAAAAAGAAAUAA
Adineta steineri is the source of this 498-nucleotide messenger RNA. The record is from the annotation of a GenBank genome assembly. Lineage: Eukaryota; Metazoa; Rotifera; Eurotatoria; Adinetida; Adinetidae.